UAUCUUCAUUCUUCACUCUUUCCCCCCCCCCCCUUAUCCUCCUAUCUAAUCCUCUCAUCUCUCUCCUCCUCUUCCUCCAACAACAACUAACAAUGGCAGCAACUACAACAAUGGCAACCCUCAACCUCCCUUCUCUCACCUCCCACCCAAACUCCUCCACUUUCCCAAAACACCCUCAACCUCUGCAAUUCCCUUUCCGUACCACCACAAACCCUAUUUCCCUCUCUUCCACUCGCACCACCCGUCUCCGCCCUAUCGCCGCUGUCGAAGCCCCGGAGAAAAUCGAACAACUCGGAACUCAGCUCUCCGGCCUCACCCUUGAGGAAGCUAGGGUCCUCGUAGACUGGCUUCAAGACAAGCUAGGAGUCUCCGCGGCGUCGUUUGCUCCCGCUGCCGCUGUUGCUGCCCCUGGCGCUCCUGCCGACGCCGCACCCGCUGUUGAAGAGAAGACGGAGUUUGAUGUCUCAAUUGAUGAAGUACCCAGCAAUGCAAGGAUUUCAGUGAUUAAGGCUGUUAGGGCAUUGACUAGCCUGGGGCUGAAAGAGGCGAAAGAAUUGAUUGAGGGGUUGCCUAAGAAAUUGAAGGAAGGUGUUUCUAAGGAUGAUGCUGAAGAUGCUAAGAAGCAGCUUGAAGAUGCUGGUGCUAAGGUUUCCAUUGUUUAAUUUUGAGUAAUUUUCAAUUUUGUUUUUGUUUUUGUUGUUGGGAGUUGUUGUAAUUUGGUAAAUGUUGGGGUCACUAAAAUCUUUUGUUGCAAUUUUAGCACCUUUUUAUUAGAUAUAUAAAAUUGGGUUUAGAUGUA
Messenger RNA from Spinacia oleracea (spinach), 799 nucleotides. The record is from RefSeq and is a predicted model, not a curated record. Lineage: Eukaryota; Viridiplantae; Streptophyta; Magnoliopsida; Caryophyllales; Amaranthaceae.